Pleuronectes platessa (European plaice) is the source of this 4242-nucleotide messenger RNA. It is a transcript of the gene dcbld2, whose product is annotated as discoidin, CUB and LCCL domain containing 2. The record is from RefSeq and is a predicted model, not a curated record. The transcript has 15 exons. Lineage: Eukaryota; Metazoa; Chordata; Actinopteri; Pleuronectiformes; Pleuronectidae. Bases 309 to 2393 code for a protein of 694 amino acids.
CAUUCAGACCACUUGGGGGACUGUGGAUCUGGGGGAGGAGCUUCAGUUGGAGGAAGUAGCGCCACAGAUUGGAUGUGUGUGUUGAGUGUGUGUGUAUGUGUUGUGUGUUAGGAGCAGUUACCUCCACAGUGAGAGAGUCGCUAACCACUGGACUGUAAACGGGGAAGAUAAAGGAAGAUCCCGGGGAGGAAAGAAGCCGAACAACCGCAGAUUGUGUCCGUGUAGUGGCCGACCCUCGGUCCUGGUCGAAGCGGUGCAGCCGGUGGAGCUGACGCGGGCAGCAGUAUGCAUUCAGACUGCAGGCUGCUAUGGGCAGAGCGGUAAUGGUGGGCAGGAGACCGACAGGGGCCCGGGUCCUGGUCCUGUCGCUUCUCAUCAUCCUCACCGCGGAAACAUGUCGAGCGCAGAAAGGUGACGGCUGUGGUCCCAGUGUGCUUGGCCCCAGCAGUGGGACUCUGUCCUCUCUGGGUUACCCGAGGACAUACCCAAACAACACGGUGUGUGAGUGGGAGAUCAGCGUGCCGCGUGGCCACAGGAUCCACUUUCGCUUUGCGGAGCUGGACAUAGAGAACAGGGACUGCCAGGUCAACUACCUCCGCCUCUUCAACGGCAUUGGGCCCAAGAGGAAUGAGAGUGUGAAAUACUGCGGUUUGGGUCUGAAAGUCAAAGAUCUCAUCAAUUCCACCGGCAACCAGGUCACUGUCCAGUUCAUGAGUGGGACCCAUCACACUGGACAUGGAUUCUACCUGUCCUACUCCACCACUGAACACACAGAUCUAAUCACCUGCCUGGACAAAGGAACUGAUUUCCCAGAGGCAGAGUUCAGUAAAUACUGCCCAGCAGGCUGCCUGACGUCCACCGAGGAGAUUUCUGGAACUAUACCGAAUGGCUACAGAGAGUCGUCUCCUCUGUGCGUGGCAGCCAUCCAUGCAGGCGUGGUGUCCAACGCUGUGGGAGGGAUGAUCAGUGUGGUCAGCAGCAAAGGCAUCCCUCACUAUGAGGGCACACUGGCAAACAAUGUCACUUCCACUGGAGGAACUUUGUCAAACAGCCUCUUCACCUUCAGGACCAAUGGCUGCUAUGGGACGCUGGGUUUAGAGUCUGGCAGUGUUGCGGACACUCAGCUCUCGGCUUCCUCUGUGUGGGAGUGGAACCUUGGUCAGUGGGGCCCGUUGGGGGCACGCCUCAAAAAGGCGGGGCUGCCCUGGGCGCCCGCUCAGAGCGACCAGCAUCAGUGGCUGCAGGUCGACCUGAAGAGGGAGAAGAGAAUCACAGGCAUCACCACCACAGGCUCCACCCUGAGGGAGUAUCGGUACCAUGCCUCAGCGUACCGGGUCCUGUACAGUAAUGAUGCACAGCAGUGGUACAGCUACAGGGAAGCAAACUCCACACAAGACAAGAUUUUCCAAGGGAAUAUGAACUACCUGCAGGAAGUCAGGAACAACUUCAUUCCUCCCAUCGAGGCCCGGUUUGUGAGGGUCAAUCCAACGUUAUGGCACCAGAGAAUCGCACUGAAGCUGGAGCUGGUUGGCUGCCAAAUCCCUGCAGCGAGGCCGAGGACCGACGCCAGACCAGGACACGGGCUGAUACCCACGUUUCGUCAUGCUCCCCCUUCUGCGGGAACAAAGCGCCCUCGCCUCGGCCAAACCACACACACCCCGGAAAUAAGGAACACCACUAUGCCUCCACACAACAGCAAAGAUGUGGCGCUGGCUGCAGUUCUGGUUCCUGUGUUGGUCAUGGUUCUGACUGCUCUCAUCCUGACUGUGGUUUGUGCUUGGCACUGGAGGAACAGGAAAAAGAGCUCAGAGGGAACUUACGAUCUUCCCCACUGGGAUCGUACAGACUGGUGGAAGAGCAUGAAGCAGCUGCUGCCAUCCAAGAUGGUGGAGAGUGAGGAUUCAGUUCGGUACAGCAGCAGUGAGGUGGGCCGCCUGACGGGGAGAGGAGCUGUACCAAGAUUACACGCUGAGCCUGCAGAAUACGCCCAGCCGCUGGUGAGUGGGGUUACAACUUUGGGUGCACGUUCCACUUUUAAACCAGACGAGGGUCCGGACCCAGGGUACUCUGAUCCAGACCUGUACGACGCCCCCAUUUCACCGGACGUGUACCACGCAUACGCAGAACCCCUGCCAGCUUCGGGAUCCGAGUAUGCUACACCCAUCGUGGUCGAUAUGGGUUGCCAUCCCUCAGGUGGGACAUCUUUGGCCCAGCCCGCAGCUGUGUGCGGUUUCAUGGGGGCCGGGCCCGCCUCCCUGCUCACAAGGACAGACAGCGGCCAGUCGGGGAGGUCAGCGUAUGAUACGCCAAAGAACGCCACUGGACAGGUCAGUGAGGAUCUGACUUAUCAGGUACCUCAGAGUUGCACUCAGAAGCAGACGGGACAAAGCUGAGGAGUUGGGAUGCCUAUGGCCUGACUCCGCCCCUCCCUGAUCAGCACAACCCGAGGGCCAAACACAGAGGGUUUGUCAAUGGCCAAGGAGGCGUGAACCUGUGAGUCCUGGAGCCUGGGCCUGAGUCUUGAAAGAACACUACCUUAGCUUUAGAUUCAUCCGGAGAUGUCUGUAUUGCCUAAUUGUUCCUGCAUGGCCACGAUCUGCUUGUGUAGUGCCAUUACAGUCCUAUCACUGAAAGCACAGAGAUGAAUGUGUUAGUGCCAGGCGGGAGGGUCGGAAACGGAGAACGCUGACUACUAUUUGAUUAAGACUUUGUCCCUGUUCUGUGAUUCUUAGUAGUUCUUUCAUUCUGUGAAACUGUGAUAUCCACUAUUCCAUUUUUUUUUUUUUACCCUGUUACACGCUCAACCAGGUUCAAAUCUAAUGGUUCUCUUUUUUAAUGAAUUGCAAGUUGUUCCACAGGUUCAACGUCAAAUAAUUCCUCCUCUCUAGACAGACUCUAGUUUUCAUGGUACGUUCUUAGUCUGACUUUGUUUAAAAGCAUGACUUGAAAUUGUGUAUAGUUAUAUUAAUCCCAUUAAUGCAGAAUCUGUUAAAACUCUAAAGCAAUUUACUGAUAUUUAUUUCACAUCCUGCUGAUGAGGAGAGACUCAAAUAAAACCCCAUAUCAACCACUGAUUACAGAUUGAGAAAUUGUGGUUACACUGUCUUAGACUACGAUGGAGUGUUACGGACAUGAGGAAGUAAGUUCUGAGAUUUCGAGAAUAUAGUGGUAAUUGAGAAGAAAAGAAAUAGAUCGAGAAUAAAGCGAAAUCCAAAAUAUUUAGGAAAUAAGCUGCAAUGAGAACUGAAUGAGAAUUUCUUUAGGAGAGACUCAAUUUCUUACACCAUCUUUUCAAAGUUGUGAUAAAAGUGAAUUUUUGUUAUUUGUGAAACAAACUAAAUUAUAACUUAACAGGAUGUUCUACAUUCUUCACUUUAACGCUGACCACAGACUGAUUUUCUGCUAUUCCCCCAUAACAUUUUGCAACAUGUAUGACAAAAUUGUCUCGUUAAAGUUCCACUUUCUUCUUGAAAUCCACUUCUCCUUCAACUUGGCCCUGAUACUCCGUAGUAGUAGAAGCCUUACUGACGAGUGUCCCCCCCCAAGAGAUGUACAUUAACUUGAAGAAGCUGAUUGGGAGAAUUCAUUCAUCAAACUCCUCCAAAGAGAAAAUACUUUUUGUAGUAUUGGAGACCAAAUGUUGAACACAACACAAUCAGCGCAGGUUUAGCCAAAUAAACAGUGAAACAGUCUUAACAUAGGGAAAAAACAUUGUAAAUAAGAUGUAGAAAAAGGUACAGAAAGCAGAGGUAUCUGGGUGAAUCUGUUACAGCUGAUAAGUUUCCUGUAUCGUGAUGAUUGUCUCAUGUUGAAAUGGGUGCGACGUGUUCCUUGCUUGUUAUUAAUGUGCAUCGACAUCUGUAUGCGUGGAAAGCUGUUUCCAUAUUUCAGUCCUGUGUGUGUGUUUGUGUUGUGUGAUGAUAGUUUUUGUAGCACCAGUAGACUGCAUUCCCCUCCUGUCCACCUGUGGUACUGACCCGACCAAACACAACGUGGCAGGAGUGACUAUGGAGAAAAAUGAAUAAUGGGCCGAGCUGCUUUGAAACUUUUUUUUACCGAACAGCGACCUGCCCAGUGUGAGGUGUUGUUCCCUCACAGCUGUGCCACCAGUCGGGCUUUGAUUUACUGCUCAGUAACCAGGCCGAUCGAUACGCAGGGUUUUGGUGCUCGCUCCCUGGUCAGAGGGUUUGUGUUUGUGGCUCUCACAGAUUGUACAUAGAGAAAUAAAGAGUUAUUACGUCA